UAUCAGUGGUUGUCUCAUUGCUCUUCAAGCGGCUUUGGUAGUGUUGGAGUGAGUCUGUGCGAGUGAGUGAAGAUGGCAGAAGGCGGCAAGACAGAUGUGGAGACGCAGAAAACAGAGAUGGAGGCGCUCUUGAAAACGCCGCUGCGCAAAGCAGAGACCUGGUAUUUGGUGGACAGUAGCUGGUUCAAGAAGUGGAAGAAAUAUGUGGGUUUUGACAGCUGGGACAUGAAUGUGAAGGGCAGCCAAAUUGUGUUUCCUGGACCAGUGGACAACUCGGGUCUGUUCAGAGAUUGGCACAUGUUGGACAUUAAGGAACACCUCAUUGAUGAGCUGGACUAUUACCUGGUUCCCAAAGAGGGCUGGAAGAAGCUUGUGAGCUGGUACGGCCUGAAAGAUGGACAGGAGCCUAUAGCUCGAAAGGUGGUAGAAGUGGGCAUGUUUGUGAAACACUAUAAGGUGGAAGUAUAUCUCACUAAACUCAUGCUAUGUGAAGACAACAACAUGGACAACAUUGUCCCCAGGAGGUUCAGCAAAGCAGACACCAUAGGCCUUAUUGAACGCGAAAUGAGGAAAUUGUUCAGUGUACCAGAUGAGAAGGAAACAAGGUUGUGGGGCAAAUACAUGAACAAUACCUGGGAGCCAUUGAAAAAUUUGAACAGCACCAUUCAAGACGCUGGACUCUAUCAGGGACAGGUGUUAGCCAUUGAACCGAAGAACGAAGACAACAUGUGGCCUCGUGACUCUUCAAAAGCAAAUAAAAAGGCAGAAUCCAGAAUUUCAGUGGACAGGAAUGAGUUUGUGUGUGCAGUGUGUCUGGAUCUCCUGAAGGAUCCAGUGACAAUCCAGUGUGGACACAGUUACUGUAAGAGCUGUAUUACAGGUCACUGGGAUCAUGAGGAUCAGAAGAGAGUCUACAGCUGUCCUCAGUGCAGACAGACCUUCAGUCCAAGACCUGCUUUAGCUAGAAACACCAUGCUGGCUGAAGUGGUGGAGAAACUGAAGAAGACUGAACUUCCUGCUGACUGUUAUGCUGGAGCUGGAGAUGUGCAGUGUGACGUCUGUACUGGAAGAAAAUACAAAGCCGUCAAGUCCUGUCUGCUGUGUCUGAACUCUUACUGUCAGAAUCACCUUGAACAACAUGAGGGUUUCUUUAAAGGAAAGAAACACAAUUUGACCGAAGCCACUGGACGACUGCAGGAGAUGAUCUGCAGUGAACAUGAGAAACAGCUGGAAAUGUGCUGUAUCACUGACCAACAAUGCAUUUGUGUGCUGUGUAUGAAAUAUGAGCAUAAAACCCACAACACUGUGUCAGCAGCAGCACAGAGAACAGAAAUACAGAAACAGCUUAAGGAGACACAGCAGAUGUUCCAGCAGAAAAUCCAGCAGAGAGAGAAAGAUCUCCAGCAGCUGAGAGAGUGUGUAGAGUCUCAUAAGCGCUCUGCACAGACCGCAGUCAAGGACAGUGAGACGAUUUUCUCUGAGCUAAUCCGCUCCAUAGAGAGAAGCCACUCUGAGCUGAUACGGCUGAUCAGAGAUCAGGAAAAGACUGCAGUGAGUCGAGCUGAAGGACGACUGGAGCGACUGGAGCAGGAGAUCAAUGAUCUGAGGAGGAGAGAUGCUGAGCUGGAGCAGCUUUCACACACACAGGAUCACAUUCAGUUCCUGCAGAGUUUCCGGUCUCUCUCAUCACCUCCUGAAUCUACAGAAGUAAAUGACAAACCUUCCAGUCCUCUCUUCUCUUAUGAUGGCCUGAGAGAAUCUGUCCAUCAGCUGAGAGACAAACUGGAGGAUUUCUGCACAGAAGAGAUCAAAAAGAUCUCUGACAGAGUCAAAUUAACCAACAUUGCUCCGAAGACCAGGAACGACUUCCUACAAUAUUCCCAUCAGCUCACUCUGGAUCUGAACACAAUAAAUAAACACCUCUGUCUGUCUGAGAGGAACCGAGUGAUUGCUAACACUGACAAAGCGCAGCUGUAUCCUGAUCAUCCUGACAGAUUUGAUCAGUGGUUUCAGGUGUUGUGUAGAGAGAGAGUGUGUGGACGCUGUUACUGGGAGAUUGAGUGGAGUGGUGAUGUGUUUAUAUCAGUGUCCUAUAAGAGCAUCAGCAGGAAGGGAUUGGGCAAGGAGUGUGUGUUUGGACGUAAUGCUAAGUCCUGGAGUUUGAUCUGCACCCCCUCCAGAUAUUCAUUCAUACACAAUAACAUUGAGACUGAACUCCCUAAAGUGUCCAGUCAUAGAACAGGAGUGUAUGUGGAUCCCAGUGCAGGAACUCUGUCCUUCUACAGCGUCUCUGCCACAAUGAGCCUCAUCCACACAGUCCAGACCACAUUCACUCAACCCCUCUAUCCCGGGUUUAGGGUUGGUUCUGGGUCAUCGGUGAAAAUGUGUUGAUGGAUCCGAAGAGACUGACGGGAGAUUCUACCCAUAAUGCUUUAAGAUGCAUGAUAAAUCAGAAAUAGCUAGA
Molecule: messenger RNA, 2464 nt
Organism: Carassius auratus (goldfish)
Lineage: Eukaryota; Metazoa; Chordata; Actinopteri; Cypriniformes; Cyprinidae
Product: ubiquitin carboxyl-terminal hydrolase 15-like
Exons: 12
Coding region: 73-2391 (772 amino acids)
Molecular function (GO): protein binding; cysteine-type deubiquitinase activity; zinc ion binding
Source: RefSeq, a predicted model, not a curated record